UAUAAGUUGCAGUUUAUUUACUUUAAAUCUUCAUAUUUAAGCUUUGUCAUAUUUUUCUACUUUCCACUUUUAAACUAUUUUUCAUUAAAAAAAGAAAAGAAAAGCAAAAACAAAAAAGAAAGCAUAAAACUUAGUUUCUUUUCAAAUGAUUGAAAGCGGCACGGUUAGGUCAGCAAUUACGACUUCCGGCACUACUGCGUUCUGCCGUCCGGCACUACUGCGUUCUGCCGGCCGUUGGCUGGAGGGCGCUCGAGAGCCGGGAGCGGCGCGCCUGGGGCGGGAGGGGGCGACGAAAGGAGGAGGAAGUGGUCAGCAGCGCGGCGGGCGCCAGCGGGCGAGGAUGCUGCCCUGGCUGCUGUUCCGGACUGCGCGCAGGGCUGUCCUCGGGUCCGUGGAGACUGAGCUCUGCGAUUUGAAGUCAAUAAAGGAAAACUGUCACAAUUUUUGUACUGCUACUUCUAAGGCUGUCACUUAUAAGGAACUCAAAAACCUGUUGAAUUCCAAAAACAUUAUGCUAAUUGAUGUCAGAGAGACAUGGGAAAUUCUUGAAUACGGAAAAAUCCCAGGAUCUGUCAAUAUACCAUUGAAUGAGGUAAGUGAAGCUCUACAGAUGAACCCAAGAGACUUCAAAGAGAAGUACCAUGAAGUAAAGCCAUCCAAAUCYGAUAGUCUAGUGUUUUCUUGUUUAGCCGGAAGGAGAAGCAAAAAGGCUCUGGACACAGCAAUAUCUCUGGGCUUUCACAGGGCUCAACACUAUGCUGGAGGAUGGAAGGAAUGGGAAACCUAUGAAUUUUCAGAAAACAAAAAAGGAAAUUGAGUUUUGUAAUACAAAUUGGCUGUUUCCUUGUGCACCUGCAACCUGGAGUACUUCAAUGAGCAAAAGAAAAAUAUAUUUCUGGAAGCAGUUGGUUAAUUCUAAGGGGUAUUAUAUUUCAACAACUUGUGCAGUCUUUUUCUCAUCUGUAAAUUGAGAAUACCACUCCCCCCAUCCACUUUCAAGGGCUACUGAGGAUUAAGAAUAAUGUAUAUGACUUGCCAUGGAAAUAUGAGUUUGGAUUCUAGAAGUUAAUUUUUACUAAUUCAGGAUAGUUCAAUAUUAUUCUAAAAGACCAAGUUACCUGUAUUAGAUAUUACAUACCUGUAUUGCAUGUGACUAUUAAUGUUAGUAUAAGUUUUUUUCAUCAGAGAAGCUUUAAACUAAAAUACUAGAUUAAGAGGCAGACUUGACCUUAACAAAAAUAAAUAAAUAAAUAAAAAGAAUCUGGGGUCAAUUUGGGUAUGGUGGUACAUGGUCUAUAAUCCCAGCUACUGGGGAUGCUGAGGCAGGUAGAUGCCAAAUUCAAGGCCAGCGUAGGCUGUUUAGCUAGACCUUACUUUAAAAUAAAAUUUAAAAAAAAAAAAAAAGGCUGUGGACAUAGC
Urocitellus parryii (Arctic ground squirrel) is the source of this 1419-nucleotide messenger RNA. RefSeq names its product thiosulfate sulfurtransferase/rhodanese-like domain-containing protein 3. Gene Ontology annotation, molecular function: thiosulfate-cyanide sulfurtransferase activity. The record is from RefSeq and is a predicted model, not a curated record. Lineage: Eukaryota; Metazoa; Chordata; Mammalia; Rodentia; Sciuridae.